CUCACUUUUCCAGUGGAAAAUAGUGGUGAGGUGUACUCAAUGCGGCGCUCUUUACACACAAACACCGCACUCAAUUAGCCAGAGUUCAGUCGUCAAUGUGGCGGGCUUUAGCGCAAACGGCAUUGAGAGCAGUAGCCAUCGAUUGCAGGUCAACAGGAGUCGGAUUCGCACCUAUAACGCUGACGCAGCAGCUAUUGCGACAUUCGAAGGCCAGCAAACAGACCAUAACCACCACCCCCAGUCAACCACCUCACAAAAUCGGAAUCAUGAGCGUGGAGAAGCCAAAGGUUGUAUUCGUUUUGGGCGGACCAGGAGCCGGAAAAGGCACCCAGUGCUCCAAAAUAGUGGACCGAUUUCAGUUUUCCCAUCUGUCAGCAGGAGACCUCCUCCGAGAGGAACGUUCGCGGGAGGGCUCUGAAUUCGGAAACCUCAUCGAGGAUUACAUCCGAAAUGGCAAAAUUGUACCCGUGGAGGUCACGUGUUCGCUGCUGGAGAACGCCAUGAAGGCUACAGGAAAUUCUCGAUUCCUCAUCGAUGGCUUCCCUCGGAAUCAGGAUAAUCUGGACGGCUGGAAUCGCCAGAUGUCCGAGAAGGUGGACAUGCAGUUUGUCCUGUUCUUCGACUGCGGCGAGGAUGUAUGCGUUCAGCGGUGUUUGGGUCGUGGUCAGAGCGGUUCCGGCCGGACGGACGACAACAUGGAGAGCCUAAAGAAGCGUAUUCAGACGUACAACAACGACUCGCUCCCCAUCAUCAAGUUCUUCGAGAGCGCCGGGCAAGUCAAGAGGAUCGAUGCCAGUCCGGAGGCUGAUCAGGUGUUUGGCGAGGUUGAGCGGAUCUUCCUAACCAGCGGUUUCUAAAUUUCUUACUUAUUUUCCGGAUCUGUGUGUAAUGCUAUCUUUACUCUUCAUUUGUACCCUGCAAAUAUAUACGCUUGUUACUCGUAAUGUAAAAGGUACUUUUUUUCACCCAGAUAAGGUACAAGAUACAUGCAAAAGAAAUACAUUAUUAAGGAAAGAGGUAUACCACAUUUUCUGUAUCUAGUAAAUUAAAAAAGUACUGAGGAAAAAGUAUUUGAUGCUGGAAUUUUCUGUAUUCUAUUUAGGAGAACUAUUUUAUUUUGUAGAAAAUGAGAAAAUUAGUGUUUAAAGCAAUAAACAGUCAAUUGUAACAAAA
Drosophila rhopaloa is the source of this 1173-nucleotide messenger RNA. It is a transcript of the gene Dak1, whose product is annotated as UMP-CMP kinase. Gene Ontology annotation, biological process: CDP biosynthetic process; UDP biosynthetic process; 'de novo' pyrimidine nucleobase biosynthetic process. The record is from RefSeq and is a predicted model, not a curated record. Gene Ontology annotation, cellular component: nucleus; cytoplasm. The coding region runs from base 96 to 857 and encodes 253 amino acids. The transcript has a single exon. Lineage: Eukaryota; Metazoa; Arthropoda; Insecta; Diptera; Drosophilidae. Gene Ontology annotation, molecular function: UMP kinase activity; ATP binding.